Messenger RNA from Suricata suricatta (meerkat), 3921 nucleotides. RefSeq names its product La ribonucleoprotein domain family member 1B (gene LARP1B). NCBI's taxonomy places the organism in Eukaryota, Metazoa, Chordata, Mammalia, Carnivora, Herpestidae. Gene Ontology annotation, molecular function: RNA cap binding. Bases 430 to 3660 code for a protein of 1076 amino acids. Gene Ontology annotation, cellular component: cytosol; cytoplasmic stress granule. Gene Ontology annotation, biological process: mRNA stabilization; positive regulation of translation. The transcript has 19 exons. The record is from RefSeq and is a predicted model, not a curated record.
CUCCAGGAGGCCCCGCCCCCGCUCUGCCCUCUGGGACCGCCCCCUUCACGCCCCCGCCUCCGCCCACUUGUGCAGUUACCGGCUCCGGGGGCUCGCGCUUCUUUGACUCCGCUAGAGGUCCUCCACCCCUGUUCUCAGUGCGUCCACCGCUGCCUGCGUCAGGUGAGGGCUCGCGGCUCCCGGCUGCGGCGCCCGGCGCUUGUUGACUGGUUCUGGGCGUAUGCCUCUGAAGCGAGCUGGGCAGGCGGGCGGUUAGCGCUCCGUUCCACGCGGGGAGGGGCGGCACGCCGGGCACUGCACGGCGUCGGCCGACGGGCUCCCGGGUUUUCUGCCCCAGGCCGGAACCAGUCGGUUUCCCGGCGGAAAGACAGGCAGUCGGGCUCCCUGGCCCCGGGCCCCCCUGGCUGGGGUGGCUGGGGCAAGGGGACCAUGUCUGCUCGCGCUCCGGUGCCCAGCGCUCACUCUCGAGAGGAGCCACCACCCACGGUGACUGCUGAGGAGUCGCUGUUAGUAGCGGCGAGUCGGCAGGCCGAGCAGCUGUCCCCGCCCGAACGGGAGGGCAAGGGGGCGGUGAGUGAAGAGAGGGCCGCGACAGCCACCAGCGCGGGGGCUCGGGGAGAGCCGUCGCCGGCGCUGGUGCUGGGGUACAGCGUGCCCCAGGCGGCCGUGCCCGUGAGACCCCUGGCGCUGCACCUGGCGCACAAGGCACGCGGGCCGGGGGGCCCCUUUGGUGGGGAACCCCCGCCACCCUUGCCUAAGGACCUGCGGGCCGAGGACGCCUUGGAGAUUGAGGCGGCGGCCAGACCUGAGGAAAAGCUGCAGCCGCCGCCGCCGCCGCGUAAGGAGAACCCGUGGACCAAAAAGCCUCCUAAGCACCUGUCCACCGCCGGGACGGGACUGCCGCCGUCCCCACUGGAAACCCUGGAGGCAGAGCUCAAUUUCCCCCAAAUUAUAAAAGCAGGAAAACUCAAGACAAAGAAACCCAAUAAGGCUAGUGAUUUCAGCGAUAUGGCGAAUUGGCCAACACCAAGUGAAUUAAUGAACACAGGAUGUCAAAGUGUCAUCAGCCAAGGAAAUAAGAAGCUACAAAAUAGAAAAGAAAGAGAAGACAAAGUUGAAAAGAGAAUUAACAGUGAGAGCAAAGAAAUCCGGGAAACAAAAUUAGAUGGUCCUGGUGAAAAUGCCAGUGAGGAUGAGUCUCAGUCAAGUAAUCAACGAAAGAGAGCUAAUAAGCACAAGUGGGUACCACUCCACUUAGAUGAUGUAAGACCAGACAGUCAAGAAAGACCAGGAUCCCGGAACAGCUCAAGAUGUCAACCUGAAGCAAAUAAAUCAUCACACAACAAUAGGAGGAAUGAUACACGAAGUUGGAGGCGUGAUAGAGAAAAGAGAGAUGAUCAAGAUGAAGUUGCCAGUGUGAGAAGUGAGGGUGGUAAUAUCCAAGGUUCGUUUAGAGGCCGAGGAAGAGGACGAGGACGGGGAAGAGGACGAGGCAGAGGAAAUCCUCGAUUGAACUUUGAUUAUUCAUAUGGUUAUCGAGAACAUGGUGAAAGGACUGAUCAGCCAUUUCAAACAGAACUUAAUACCAGUAUGAUGUAUUACUACGAUGAUGGUACAGGUGUACAGGUGUAUCCUGUGGAAGAAACAUUGCUUAAAGAGUAUAUCAAACGCCAAAUUGAAUAUUACUUCAGUAUAGAAAAUUUGGAACGGGACUUCUUUCUUAGGAGAAAGAUGGAUGAACAGGGUUUCUUGCCUGUUUCUCUGAUUGCUGGUUUCCAUCGUGUUCAGGCUCUCACUACAAACCUUAAUCUCAUUUUAGAGGCACUGAAAGAUAGCACAGAAGUGGAAAUUGUGGAUGAGAAAAUGAGAAAAAAGAUAGAACCAGAAAAAUGGCCAAUUCCGGGCCCUCCUCCACGUAGUGUGCCACAAACAGACUUCUCCCAACUGAUUGAUUGCCCAGAGUUUGUACCAGGCCAGACUUUUUGCUCACAUACAGAGUCUGCCCCAAAUUCUCCAAGAAUUGGAAAUCCACUGAACCCAAAGGAAAAUAUUGAAACAAGUAAUCUCCAAGCAAUAUCUAGAGGUCUGUCUACCAGUUUGCCUGACUUGGAUUCACAACCUUGGAUAGAAGUAAAAAAAAGACAUCGUCCAUCUCCAAUGAAAUUGAAGGAAUCAGCAUUUCUACCUGAAGAGGCAUUGAAUCAGCUAUAUCCUUCAGGUGAACAAGAGCAAGAAGAUCUUGACUUUUUAUUUGAUGAAGAAAUGGAACAAAUAGAAGGACGAAAAAACACAUUUACUGAUUGGUCUGAUAAUGAUUCAGAUUAUGAAAUUGAUGACCAGGAUUUAAACAAGAUUUUGAUUGUAACUCAGACACCACCUUACAUGAGAAAACAUCCUGGAGGAGAUCGAAUGGGCAACCACAUGUCUCGGGCAAAAAUUACAUCUGAACUUGCUAAAGUCAUUAAUGAUGGUUUAUAUUACUAUGAACAGGAUCUAUGGAUGGAAGAAGAUGAAAACAAACACACAGCCAUAAAGCGAGAAGUUGAGAACUUUAAGAAGCUAAAUCUCAUUAGUAAAGAGCAGUUUGAAAACCUAACACCCGAACUUCCUUUUGAGCCAAACCAAGAAGUUCCUGUAGCACCUUCACAGUCCAGGCAAGAUUUGAGUGAUGAAUUAGCUCAGAAGCUGUUUGAUGUUUCAGAAAUUCCUUCAGCAACAAUGGCCCUUUCAUUGCCCACAGAAGUUCCAGAAUCUCCUAGAAUUUAUCCUGCAAGGUCACCUAAAACACCUCGAACACCCAGGUUACAAGAUCCAAACAAAACACCAAGAUUUUACCCUGUUGUUAAAGAACCAACAGCUAUUGAUGUAAAGAGUCCAAGAAAGAGAAAAACAAGACACAGUACAAAUCCCCCUCUCGAGUGUCAUGUUGGUUGGGUAAUGGAUUCCAGAGAUCAUGGACCAAGAACAUCCUCUGUCAGCGGUUCAAGUGCCUCGCCUUCAGAAGGUACACCACUAGUAGAAAGUUAUGGAUGUACUCCUCAUUCAUUCCCAAAGUUCCAGCACCCUUCUCAUGAACUUUUGAAGGAAAAUGGCUUUACCCAACAAGUGUACCACAAGUAUCGUCGAAGAUGCCUAAGUGAGAGAAAACGCUUGGGAAUUGGCCAGUCCCAAGAAAUGAAUACCCUCUUUCGUUUCUGGUCCUUUUUCCUCAGAGAUCACUUCAAUAAAAAAAUGUAUGAGGAAUUUAGACAACUUGCUUGGGAAGAUGCAAAAGAAAAUUACAGGUAUGGAUUAGAAUGUCUGUUCAGGUUUUACAGUUAUGGACUAGAAAAAAAAUUCAGACAAGAAAUUUUUAAGGAUUUCCAAGAAGAAACCAUAAAAGACUACGAAUCUGGUCAGCUGUAUGGAUUAGAAAAGUUUUGGGCUUAUCUAAAAUAUUCUCAAUCUAAGACACAGUCUAUUGACCCAAAACUUCAGGAAUACCUCUGUAGCUUUAAGAAGUUAGAAGACUUCCGCAUUGAUCCCCCUAUUAGUGAGGAAUUUGGAAGAAAAAGACAUCCAUCUACUUCUGGUGAGGACAGUAGUCGUCAUAGACUUCCAUCUAAUUUCUCUACAAAGCUACCAACUGCUGCUAAGCCUGCAUCUGCUCAUCAGCUUUAGGUCCCAAUAAUCUCUCCCAGAAGGAAUACUUCACAGGAGUCCGUGACAAUUCACACCAGAAAAGUGCUGCCUCAGUUUCAACAGAUGGUGAAAUGCCUGAGAAAUAGACUCUUAAUGAAAGUUGUUUGCCCUUGAAAUCAACAUUUACAUCAGUAUUUACUUGGGAAAAAUCUUCUGAUGUUUGAUUGUGAUAAUCACAAAAAAGAAAAAGGGAGAAAAGUGGUAGCGUUUUUUUCUAACAAGAUAAAUUCUAAAAACAUU